This is a messenger RNA of Penicillium taxi, 1599 nucleotides long. Its product is annotated as putative methionine permease. Gene Ontology annotation, molecular function: L-amino acid transmembrane transporter activity. Gene Ontology annotation, cellular component: membrane. The record is from RefSeq and is a predicted model, not a curated record. Gene Ontology annotation, biological process: amino acid transmembrane transport. Bases 1 to 1599 code for a protein of 532 amino acids. Lineage: Eukaryota; Fungi; Ascomycota; Eurotiomycetes; Eurotiales; Aspergillaceae. The transcript has 4 exons.
AUGUCUAGCGAAAGACAGCCUUUGUUACACACAGAUGAAGGAGUGGAGAACAUCCAGAUCGUCUCGGAUCUACCCGAAGAAUAUUUAGAAUAUCCAGAUGCUCUUCCGGGGGUGAACCAUGGAAAAAAUCUCAACUGGACCAGUGCAUACAUUCUGUCUGUGUCGCGAGUAAUCGGCUCAGGCAUUUUCGCCACGCCAGGUUCUAUAGUCAAGUCUGCCGGAAGUGUCGGGUUGACAUUGCUGGUAUGGGUCUUCGGCUCCAUUUUAUCAGCUUGUGGACUAGCUGUGUCGAUGGAAUAUGGCUGUAUGCUGCCUAAGUCUGGCGGCGAUAAGGUAUACCUGGAGUAUACCUACCCCCGACCGAGAUUUCUCGCGUCAACUCUGAUAGCAGUGCAUGCCGUUGUGCUAGGCUUCACGGCUAGCAACUGUAUAAUAUUCGCGAAAUACACGCUCUUCGCCACUAUCGAUCAUCCGACCGAUUUCCAGCAUAAAGCCCUUGCAGUCGGUCUGUUGACUGCCAUCACAAUUGUGCAUGGUUGCUUUUUGAAAACGGGUAUCGCGAUCCAAAAUGCACUGGGCUGGGUCAAGAUCUUCUUGAUAAGCGCCAUGUCGCUAACGGGGCUCUGGGUUAUUCUACUCCAUUUCUUCGGCGGCGAUACCGAUAUCUCACCGGGCGUAUCAACAAUCAGUUACUCCUGGAAUUCGAUGUGGGAGGGCUCGAACUGGAGCUGGAGCUUGCUGUCGACAUCUUUGUUCAAGGUCAUCUAUUCCUAUUCUGGGCUGAGUAAUAUCAAUAACGUGCUGAGUGAGGUGCAUAACCCUGUGAAAACGUUGAAGACUGUCGGGCCGGCGGCACUGUUCACGGCCGGUGGUCUGUAUCUGCUUGCUAAUAUCUCUUACCUUCUUGUGAUUCCGCUGGAGGAAAUCAAGAGUAGCGGGGAGUUGGUUGGCGCGCUACUGUUUGAACGCUUGUUUGGGAGCCAUGUCGGCCGGAUAAUUUUCCCUCUUGCCAUCGCGGUGUCUGCAGCUGGAAAUGUCAUGGUCGUGACAUUUGCCUUAGCACGAGUGAAUCAGGAAAUAGCCCGACAGGGCUUCCUACCAUACCAAAAUAUUCUCUCGUCUUCACGGCCCUUUGGAACUCCUCUCGGCGGACUGAUAGUGCACUAUGUACCAUCCAUCCUAGUGAUAACCCUACCCCCAGGGCAGGACGUAUACAACUUCAUCCUGGAUGUGGAAGGAUAUCCAGGCAAUAUAUUCGCUCUAGCCGUGACAGCCGGCCUACUGGUCCUGCGGUAUCAGGAACCAGGUCGAUUCAGACCAUUCAAAGCGUGGCUGCCAGCUGUCUGGCUGCGAGUCGUGGUAUGUGUGACGCUCCUGAUUGCGCCGUGGGUUCCGCCUCCGAACUGGCAAGGUGAUGUUCACUUCUUUUAUGCAACCUAUGCAAUCGUGGGUAUUGCUAUUCUUGCUUUCGGGGUUGCUUAUUGGUAUAUUUGGACUCAACUUCUUCCGAAAUGGGGAGGAUAUGUAUUGGAGGAGGCAGAAGAAACAUUAGAUGAUGGCACGACUAUAAAGAAGCUGGUUCAUUCUGGACGAUACUGA